This is a messenger RNA of Motacilla alba alba, 906 nucleotides long. RefSeq lists its product as uncharacterized. NCBI's taxonomy places the organism in Eukaryota, Metazoa, Chordata, Aves, Passeriformes, Motacillidae. The record is from RefSeq and is a predicted model, not a curated record. The transcript is spliced from 4 exons. Bases 1 to 804 code for a protein of 267 amino acids.
AUGCGGCGCUUCCAGCUGCCGCCGUGCGGGGCCGUGGCCGAGCUCUCCCCGUGCUCCCGACGGGAAGGCGGCGGGGCCGUCCGCAGCCCGCAUAUACCGCUGUUGUUCACAGAGCUGAUGGUAGUGAAGCCAUGGGAAAAAGAGAAAGAGAAAGAUUAUGACUUGGGUAUUUUUAUCCAUUUGGAUCAUUUCUUCCUCAAAUUUAUAUCUCAAGUGGCAGAUUCAGAGCCCCGGCGUCCCCAGGCAGGCGGAUUCGCUGCUGGUGUUUGUGGUGUUUGGGCAAAGCCCUGCGCAAGCUCCCGGGGUCUGAACAAGCAGACAGCUCUUCUUCCUGUGACAGGUGAACCCGCAAAAGGCCGGUUCGGGACCAGGUCUUGCUGCAGCAGCGUGUCCCCGGGUCGGGCGGCGCUCGGGCUGCCAGCCGGGGCCCGGCGGGGGCUCCUCGGGCCGGCCCCGGCCCCUCCCGCCCGGCUCCGCCGGUCCCGCCGCCGGUGCGGGGGCUGCGCGUCCGGCUCCUCCCGCGGAAAUCGCCGCUUUUGGGUACCCUGGAGGAUGCUGCUCAAGAUUGUGUCCAGAUGUCUCAUGAAUAUCUGCUGGAAAGGAGACUCCACAAUCUCUCUCGGCAACCUGUUCCAGUACUUUGUGAUCUGCACAGUAAAGAAGUUCUUGCCUAUCUUCAUGUGGAACUUCCUGUGUUUCAGGAUUCCUGUGUUCCAGUUCCCUCUGAAUUGUUUCAGCAAGACUGAGGAGCGCACAUCAAUUGACCAGGCUCCCUUCUAUUUGAAAAUGACCUCACCGAACUGACAAUAUUUUGUCUCAAGUUCAUUAGUUUCAUUAAAUUAAUUCCUGUCCCUCAUUUUAAACUUUAAGUGCUGAAUGGAUGUCCUAGUUUUUCUUGCAGGUGCU